This is a messenger RNA of Camellia sinensis, 860 nucleotides long. Its product is annotated as ESCRT-related protein CHMP1B. Gene Ontology annotation, biological process: vacuolar transport. Lineage: Eukaryota; Viridiplantae; Streptophyta; Magnoliopsida; Ericales; Theaceae. The record is from RefSeq and is a predicted model, not a curated record.
AGGUGAAUAAUUUUCUUUGGAGCCAAACAACAAACCGUAACUCGAACGCGAGAAAAAAGAGAAUUCCACAAAGAUCAAACGCCAAUCAAUUCGUAGAUCCUCGCCUUCUAGAUCAAGAAUGGGGAAUACAGAGCGAUUGAUGAACCAGAUCAUGGAGCUCAAGUUCACAGCGAAGAGUCUCCAACGCCAGGCAAAGAAAUGCGAGAAAGACGAGAAAUCCGAAAAACUCAAAGUCAAGAAAGCGAUCGAGAAAGGAAACAUGGACGGAGCUCGAAUCUACGCCGAGAACGCGAUCCGCAAGCGAAGCGAACAGAUGAAUUACCUUCGCCUCGCUUCUCGCCUCGACGCCGUGGUCGCGAGACUCGAUACUCAGGCCAAGAUGACCACAAUCAGCAAAUCCAUGUCCUCGAUCGUGAAAUCGCUCGAAUCGACCCUCGCUACGGGAAACUUGCAGAAAAUGUCGGAGACGAUGGACCAGUUCGAGCGACAGUUCGUGAAUAUGGAGGUUCAGGCCGAGUUUAUGGAGAGUUCGAUGGCCGGAAGCACAUCGCUGUCGACUCCCGAGGGAGACGUGAAUAGCUUGAUGCAGCAGGUGGCGGAUGAUUAUGGACUCGAGGUGUCGGUGGGGCUGCCGCAGCCGGCGGCGCACGCGGUGGCGGUGAAGGCGUCGGAGAAGGUGGAUGAGGAUGACUUAUCGAGGCGACUUGCCGAGCUCAAAGCCCGUGGGUAAUGGAAAAUGGGAAUCUUAUUGUGAACUCUGUAUUUAAAAUUUUUAAUACUUGUUUGAUGAGCUUAAUGUGUAAAUUUGACUGAAUUUGCAAUCAUCAAUUAUUAUGUUAACCUUUUGAUUAUUGUGUCCA